Panicum hallii is the source of this 2707-nucleotide messenger RNA. Its product is annotated as double-stranded RNA-binding protein 2-like. NCBI's taxonomy places the organism in Eukaryota, Viridiplantae, Streptophyta, Magnoliopsida, Poales, Poaceae. Gene Ontology annotation, molecular function: double-stranded RNA binding. The record is from RefSeq and is a predicted model, not a curated record.
UAUCUCUUUUUCUAGUCUUUUUUUCUUAUUAUCAGGCUGUGGACCACUGAUGUGGAAUCGAUUCGACAUGGUCAACCGAAAUGAUGAUAACCGACGCUUAAUCCCGAGUGAAAAAUCAUGAUGCGCACAUGGCAGCCGACGGAGAGAUUAUUACAGGUAAGCACGGGGGUCGGGGAAGGGAGGGCGCAGACAAGAAAGGCUCCCGGAAGCAAUACCGCCCCCUUCCCAAUCUCGUAAUCAUACCACUGCCGCGACUGUUACCCACUAAUGCUCCCAGCUUAGGCAGGCACAGAGCCAAGCGGAGGCUGCGUCGCAGCAGCCCGUGCCUCGAUCCCACGAACCCCAACCCGGGGGGAAAAUUCAUCUUUGUUUCUGGAAAAGGGGAAGCUUUAUUUUGAGGGGCUAAUUGGUUCUCUCCUCCUCUGCUGAUUGCCUCUGUUGGAGCUGCAGAGGGAGAGGGAGGGAUCGAGGAGGACGAAUCAGAAAGGACAGAGUGGGUACAGCGGCAGUUAUUGUUUCAUCCUAUCUAUCUGCUGCAGCAAGUGGAAUCCAAGGGUUUACCAAGUGCUGGGAGAGUAUGGGAAGAAGCUGCUAUCAGGUCUGAAGCUUAGCUUAGCACAUCAGAGUUGGAGGCAUGUAUAAGAACCAACUCCAGGAGCUUGCUCAGAGGAGCUGCUUCAAUCUACCAUCCUAUGCAUGCAUCCGGGAGGGACCAGAUCAUGCGCCUCGGUUUAAGGCCACAGUUAAUUUCAAUGGAGAGACAUUCGAGAGCCCGGUGUUUUGUUCUACUUUGCGGCAGGCAGAGCAUGCGGCGGCUGAGGUAGCGCUCAAUGAGUUAUCAGAGAGGGGGCCUUCAUCAACACUGGCCGCCAAAGUUCUGGAUGAAACCGGGAUAUACAAGAAUCUACUUCAAGAAACUGCUCAUCGAGCUGGUUUAAAACUUCCAGUGUACACUACUGUUAGAUCUGGGCCAGGUCACACACCUGUGUUCACAUGCACAGUGGAGUUGGCAGGAAAGACAUUUACUGGCAAUCCUGGCAAGACCAAGAAGCAAGCUCAAAAAAAUGCUGCAAUGGCUGCCUGGUCUGAACUGAAGCAAUUGCCCCGGGUAGGUGAGCCAUCGUCCUCAUCAUGUCCACUCGAUCAGGAUGAUGAGGAGCAUGAGCAGGCCAUAGUUACUCGCACUCUUGCAAGCUUGAACCAGGCAAAUGGUGGCAAGAUGCCACAUCAAAAAGAAAAACAGCAAAGCAAUAACCGUCCAUCAUCACGAAGAUCUUAUCCUAAAUCAAAUCCUUCAUUCUACCGAUCACAUUUACCAAACCAGGCUUAUCCUAGUGUUCCACCGGAGCAAGCAAUGUACCAUAUGUGGCACCGGGUGCAAGCAACACAACCAGCACCUAGUUUUCCAAUGGUACCAACUAUGGGUAAUACGAGGUUCCAACCACCAGCAGCCAUGCUCUCCAUGUACUCUUCACCUCGAGGGCAAUUGGCCACACCGGCCUGCCAAGAUGCACUAGGUCUUCUUCCAUGUUUUCCUGAAGGUGCUCCUGCCCUCCCAAGGUACUUCUCGCCUUACCCUGUCUCCUAUGUGCCAAGAAGUCCUGUGCCAGCUACUGUUCACAAAAUUCAUGAGAGAAGGCAACAUCUUGCUGAAACAGUUGAGCUUCCUGAUGCCGCGGUCUUCUCCCAGUAUGGUGGUCCACACAAGUUUCAAGAACCACCCAAAAAUGGGAAAGAAGACCGUACUGGUAGUAGUGCUUCCCCUGAGAAAGAAAUUAUUGCUCCUCUCAGUAUCUCAGGCUCAACCACACAUCCAUCAUCGCCAAAGUUGGAUCUGAAUGAAGAAAAAGUAACUUUGGGCAGUAAGCCAAAUAAGUCCCAAGAACAACAGCCAAAGUCACCACCUUGGGUUAGCCCUUCAAUUCCAGCACACGGUUCUAUCCAGGGAAAGCAUUACACUAGCUCUGUUCAGCAUGAUGAGCCCAUCCACAGAAAUGAUCCACCUCAAACGAGUCGGCCUUCGUUGCCAGAGUUGUGGUCUUCCUGCUCAGCAGCUGCACCCAGAUCUGGAGCUGGAGCUGCAGUCCCUGUACAUUCACCAGGUCCUGUAUACCAGCAGCGACCUCCUUGGCUGGCUGCCCCUGUUACAGUCAGAACCGCCAUCCCAGUGUGUUCAGCUAGGCCGAAUGCGGUGAAUACAGCUGGUGGAGCAGCUCGGGUAAGACCCAUCACCCAGAACCGCUUGGCCCUGGCUAGAGGUGAGCCAGAAACUCCCAGAAAUACGAAUAAUGGGGAAAGAGCCCUGACAGCGAGCACUGAACUCAAUAAGCUCCAUGUCUGAGCCACAGUUUCGGUUCUGCUGAGCUUUAAGUUAGGUCUCAGCCUUGGCAGAAUCUCAGUUUCUGUUUCUCUUUUUUCCCUUUUCAGUUUCUGUUCCUCCCUUGUGUUUUAGUUAGGUACUGAACUCUUGAAAGAGUUGUGUGGAGUCGUGCUUGCGGUCUCCACGCUGUCUUUAGAUUCUACAGAUAAUACCACAUCCUUAUCAAGAUAAAUUAACGAGAGUUAUAAUAUAGAUAGAGAAUACAGUUUUCCCUUGUGUGCAGAAUGUUUUUUUUUUGUGCCAAUGUUGACAGAAUGCUGCAUUUUUGCUUGGGGGUUCAGUUUGCAUCUCUAUAUAUACGAUGUGUUGCAUCUCGCCUUCCUACUA